This is a messenger RNA of Somion occarium, 1400 nucleotides long. The record is from the annotation of a GenBank genome assembly. Lineage: Eukaryota; Fungi; Basidiomycota; Agaricomycetes; Polyporales; Cerrenaceae.
GGUCGAGGAAGCGCUAUUUUCUCAUACUGAUUCGAUUCUUUGACGUCCUUUUGCGAUUACCAUGUCGUCAAGUGAAAGCUCAAGUGACUCUGGCCAGUCUUCUAUCUCGAAACCACCUCAUGCAAAGAACUCUCUUCAUGAUGAUGACGAUAACACCUCGGGCUCGGACUCUGAAUCCGCAGAUUCAUCAACUGACGGCGAUUCGAAGGCUGAGGACACUCAAGUCCUAUCUCAUGCUGAGAAACGACGACAGAAGAAGGAACUAAAGAACAAGGCUCGUGACGAAAAGGCUGCAGAGAAUAAAGUCAAAAACACCGCAGAGAUAGCUCCCUCAAAGGCACCCAAGCGACAGAACUCUGUCUGGGUUGGCAAUUUGACAUUCAAGACCACGCCGCAGUCUCUGCGACAGUUCUUCGAUGGCGUCGGGGAGAUAACACGGAUUCAUAUGCCCAUGAAAUUGACCAGCGGAGGCCCGUCGGGUGGCGCGGUCAAGGAGAAUCGAGGAUUCGCCUAUGUUGAUUUUGCGACGCCCGAAGCUAAGGUGGUGGCAAUCACUCUAUCUGAGAAUCAUCUGGACGGCCGACGGCUGUUAAUAAAAGACGGUGACGACUUCGACGGCCGACCGUCCACUUCUAAGGCUGACCCAGCAGAGGGCACGCCCGGAAAGCCUUCGGGAACGACCAAGACUGCACAAAAGAUUCUGAGUGCUCAGAAACAGCCACCGGGGCCUACGCUUUUCUUGGGCAACCUGGGUUUCGCGGCCACGGAUGAAUCGAUAAGAGAAAUGUUCGACAGAACCCGAACACAAUCAAAGGGAGGUGCAGAACCGGAGGAUGAAGAACAGAAACCCGGACUCAGCGCGUCAAUACGAAAGAUUCGCAUGGGCACAUUCGAAGAUACCGGGAAAUGCAAAGGAUGGGCUUUCGCUGAUUUCACUAAUACCGAAGCUGCGACUGCAGCUCUGACGAGUCGGAAAGCAUUCUAUUUGGAUGGUCGCCAACUCGUUGUCGAAUUUGCUUCUCCUGAUGCCGUUCGCCGCGGCGGUUACAGAAGUGACGCGAGAGACAAGAAGCCGAUACGGUCAGAUUCAGCUCAGGAUAACGAGCGACCGAAACGUAAAGCAUUCGGUGAGGAAGGUGACGAGAGCAAGGCUCACGAUGCUGAGGACAAGCCUUGGAAGAGGAGACAUACGGACGAUGAGAGAUCUGAACGGCGUCGUACGACUACGAAAGAUGGUAGACCCAAGUUUCGCCCGAAACCUGGAGCUGCACUUGCUCUGGCGAAACGGCAAGAAGUCGCUAUCGUUCCCAGCCAGGGAAAGAAAACAGUCUUCGAAUAAGACUACCUACAUAGGCUUCCAUUUUUCGCUUGAAUACAUAUAUUGCUGGGUUUUACGCUUA